Messenger RNA from Sinocyclocheilus grahami, 916 nucleotides. RefSeq names its product tumor necrosis factor receptor superfamily member 5. The transcript is spliced from 6 exons. Gene Ontology annotation, molecular function: protein binding. Gene Ontology annotation, cellular component: CD40 receptor complex; external side of plasma membrane. The record is from RefSeq and is a predicted model, not a curated record. Lineage: Eukaryota; Metazoa; Chordata; Actinopteri; Cypriniformes; Cyprinidae. The coding region runs from base 1 to 594 and encodes 197 amino acids. Gene Ontology annotation, biological process: immune response-regulating cell surface receptor signaling pathway.
AUGACUUACAUAUUGACAGACACGUUCCAGAAAGACACUGUGUGCAGACCCUGCCCAGAGGGAACCUACAGCGAUGUGGAUGACUACUUUUCCAGCUGCAAAAAUCAUACAAGUUGUGAUGAUUUGGGUCGACAUCUGAAAGUUUCUGGGACCAGCAAAUCAGAUGUUGUGUGUGGAAAUUUUAAACCAUGUACUACAUCUUGUUCUUGGUUGUUACCUGCUAGUUUGUGGGCAGGGAUCGUGAUUACUGGCCUGAUUGUAUUUCUAAUCCUGUUUACAAUUUAUUGGAGAAACAAACGUCAGUCAAAAAGAUUAGAGAUUUCUUUAAGCCACAUCUCACCAGUGCUUCCUCCAGACAUCCUGAAAUACCCUGCAGACUGUGAUGUGGAGAAACAUGCAGAGCAUCAGCAACUCACACAUUUAGUUGGAAAUUACCCAGACAUGGACAGCAGCAUACAGUGUGAUGGAUUUAUGCCAACGAUGACAAUGUCAGAGAAAUACGGCCCCUCAGCUGCCUCAAAUGGAUAUACAGACAGCAUCACGUGCCACUUGAACUAUCAGUCGGAGCCACAGGAGUCUGAAUGGAAUGAUUAACUUUGGCACAUGAACUUCCUAUUAACCUGACAAUUAUCUAUAUAGUGUUUUUUUUUCUACCAGUGAAGAAGCUUUACUUCUUUUCUGGUAGAAUGUGUAAAUAACUUAUUUUUUAUGGGAAAAUAUUUAAUUGAAUACACUUCACAAAACAAUUCGCAAUUGACACCGUAGACUUGGUAACUUUUCUUUACAGACUUGUAGUCCGAAUUAUUUUCCACCAUUCUGUUUCACUAGCGAAGCCCACAAUCACUCAGAAGUACGUACUUGACCACAAAGCAAAACAUGUGCCGUUUCUCAAUAUGCGUUCUAGUCUGUUCUUGUG